Molecule: messenger RNA, 4189 nt
Organism: Armigeres subalbatus
Lineage: Eukaryota; Metazoa; Arthropoda; Insecta; Diptera; Culicidae
Exons: 18
Coding region: 332-4084 (1250 amino acids)
Molecular function (GO): serine-type endopeptidase inhibitor activity
Source: RefSeq, a predicted model, not a curated record
GGCAGUUGACUGCGGAUCGUUAGUUAGUAAAGUCGAAACUAUACCCCGAUAGGCUCCGCGCGGAAGGUUAUAUGUCGUGACCGGCCCCAGACGUGGUGGUGCUUUGCGAUUGUUAUCGGUAUCUCGCGUAGGUUUGCGGUGUUCAGCGAGACGCACUCGGUACAUGAUUUCCGUGGGAGAAAUCUGCAAUUGUUGGUGCAAGCCCCGUCAGCAAUCGAUGUGGAAGCGUAGAAAAUCAUAGUCAUAUCGUCAACGUCAUCACUAUUCAGCAGAGAUAAACAAAUCUAGCAUAUUCGGGGUGCCCGGCAAACUACGUACCUAAUCGGCAAGUAUGCCAGCAAUGUGUCCCCGAUUUGGGCUUAGUCCGUUGCACAUGGGAGUGGCGCUACUAUUUUUUCUUAUAGUUUUAUUAACCACCUCGGCAACACUCAGAAGUGUCGGAAGUCAUAAAUCAAACCAUCUACAGAGUCAACCUGACGUUGUUCUCCUAAACAAUGACCUUGAUUGGAAACUUGUCAAGGAAGUAUUCCAUCACCAGCCGACGAACAUUAUCUUCUCCCCAUUCUCCAUCAAAUUGUUACUUUCUCUGCUGUACGAAGCAUCAAAAGAGCAUAGUAAAACCAGACAGGAGCUGUCACUUGUCCUAGUUGGGUCGGAUUUGGAGAAAAAUCGCCUUCUCUAUCAGGAAUUUCUGGAAACAUCUUCGAAAGAAAAUAGCAAUUACCAAUUCAACGUUGGGACUCGGAUAUUUAUCGACCAGAAGGCAGCAAAUGUCACAGACGCAUAUUCCGAGCUGGUGCAGUCAUGCUACAAAACGACAAUAGAAUCGGUGGUGUUCAACAGCACUGCCGAGACCGCUGGCAAAAUCAACGAUUGGUGCUUCAAUAUCACCAAUGGCCACUUGAGAGAUUUGGUGGACGCAGAACUCAUCAAAGACUCGGUGAUGAUCAUAGUCAACGCAUUGUUCUUGAAAGCAUCCUGGAGAAAUUCCUUCAAGGAAGAGCACAACAAAAUGCGCACGUUUCACGUGACCGAGAACAGUACCGUCAAUGCGGAGUUCAUGGAGCAGACCGACAUCUACGAGUACCUGAACGAUCAGGAUAUGGAGCUGGAAAUGCUGCGAUUGCCUUACAAAGGCCGCCACUUUUCGAUGACCAUCGUUCUGCCGUACGCGAAUCGGUCGUUGGAUAAAAUGGUCGAGUCACUUACAGAUGAAAAUCUGCUAAAGCUCGAAUCAAAUCUACAGCGAGAGGAGAUAGUCGUCAUUAUUCCUAAAUUUAAAUUUGAUUACAGCACCACGCUGAACGACGCGCUGAUAAGGCUGGGGAUAACAGAAGUAUUCACCGAUGAGGCAGCGCUUCCGGAACUCUCCGGAGGGAAAACAUCAGCUCUGGCGGUGUCAAAAAUUCUUCAGAAAGCUGGCAUCGAAGUCAAUGAAAAGGGAACGCUUGCUUUCGCAGCGACAGAGAUUCAACUGGUAAACAAAUUUGGCAGUGACCCAGAAAUGCCCAUUCAGUUCGAAGCCAAUCGGCCGUUCGUGUUUUACAUCAAAGAUGAAGAUUCCGAUGCUGUGCUGUUUGUGGGGAAAGUGGAGAAUCCAAUAGCAACGGAGAGAGGACGACCCACCGGCAGCUCUACUGCUGGUGAAUGCAUGCUGUCGCUGUUCUGUCCCAACGAGAGCAGGAAAUCCGCACAACCGCGUCCGGUGGCGCGCUUCUCAGAUCGCACCGAACCAGUACCAACGCUGGAUGAUCAAUUUGAUUGGCAGCUAAUAAAGCAUAUUCUUCGUCAAGAAAAUCGAAAUGUGGCUUUGUCGACUUUUUCUGUCAAAUUUCUCCUCAAUAUGCUGUACGAGGGCACCAGCAUUUACUCAUCUACUCAACAAGAGCUGAAUGCACCUCUGGGACGCAACCCCGACAUCCACGUGACGCCAAGCUGUGUAACGGUGAUGCAAACUCUAGAGAAAUAUGCAGAACAAUUUUUGAUUAGCAGUCGAGUAUUUGCCGAUAGCAUGGUAACAGUAUCACAAAAAUUUGCAACAAUCCUGGAUAUGCAAUACCACGCCCGCAUCGACAGUGUUAACUUCCAAGAAGCGGAUGCCGCUGCCGAAACUAUUAAUAGUUGGAUUUCAAACAGUACCCGAGGGAUGAUACCAAAAUUUGUUACUGCUCAAAAUAUCAGAGACUCCGUCCUCUUACUGGUGAAUGCGGUUUACUUCAAAGGGCUGUGGGUCGAUGUAUUUCUACCAAGUGCCACCAGCGAUCAACAAUUCACCACGGCAUCUGGUCAAACUGUUCAGGUCCCGUUCAUGAAGCAAAUUCAGGACCAUUACUUCGCGGAUUCCAAAGAACUCAAAGCGCAGCUCGUUCGUUUGCCCUAUUCCGACGGAAGAUUUUCAAUGAUUGUUGUGCUGCCCAACGAGCGGAGCAACCUUAACGAAUUGCUAAACGCUGUCACACCAGAAUCGAUCCAUGCUGCGAUCAACAGCAUGGAAGAAACGGAAGUGAGCCUGCAGCUUCCAAGAUUCCGCAUUGAGUAUGAUGCCUCACUCAAGACGGCACUGCAGCAGUUGGGAAUCGAUCGCAUCUUCCAGGACAAUGCCGAGUUGGGUCUGAUAUUCCGAGGGGGGCCGGUUCCAGCCAAGGUGUCCGAUGUGCUGCAGAAAACGGUUCUGGUUGUCGACGAGAAGGGCAGCACGGCAGGUUCUGCUUCAGGGUCAACGCUGGUGUUCACGAUUGCCAGCGAACCGGAGAAAAUCGUUGUCAAUCGUCCAUUCAUGUUCUUCAUUGAGGAGGAGUCAACCGGAACGGUUGUUUUUGCUGGAAAGGUGGAAAACCCAGCGCACGAAAUGAAAGUUUAUAGUGUGAUAAUUUUUUGCAUAAUUGCUACGUGCACAUGGGCAGAUGAUGCCGCUAUUGAUAUAUCAAAUGACAAUCAACCAUUUCGAGGAACGAGAAAUGUCGAGUUUGACUGGAAUCUUACUAAGCGAGUUUUCGGAUCUCAAAAAUCGAACGUUGUCAUAUCACCACUGUCGGUGAAAAUCCUGUUAGUGUUGUUGUACGAAGCGACCGGUGAUGCUGCCGAGCUGGCACAAACGCAAACCAAAGUGGAGUUGCGAACUGUAUUAGAACCCAAGGGUGAUCUGAAUGCGACCCGUACCUUAUAUCGGCAAUGGUUGGACUCCGCGCUGACAUCGCACAAGGAAUUCGACCUCCAGAUUGCCACCAAAUUCUUCGUCGAGGAGUACAUUGAUGUCAUCAACAAAUAUCAGGUCAUUUCGGAUCAUUACUACAGCGCAACGGUUGACAAGAUUCCAUUCUCGCAACCGAAAGUUGCCGCAGACUUGAUCAACAGUUGGGUGAACAAUACGACACAUGGCCGCAUUCAGGAACUGGUUACAGCUGAUGGAGUGGACGGCGCUGUUAUUACAUUGAUCAACGCCAUAUAUUUCAAGGGGCUGUGGACUAACCCUUUCCCAGAAAAUGGCCCCACGUUGACCUUCUACGGAAGACAGAAACAAGUGCAGACCCAAUUCAUGGAACAAAAUGGACAAUUUUACUACGAUGAUUCUGCAACUUUGGAUGCUCAACUGCUACGAUUGUCGUACCGUGGUGGCAAAUUUGCUAUGUACAUUCUGCUUCCACACCAAGGAAAGUCUGUCGAUGAAGUAUUAGAGAAAAUCACACCUGCCACGCUGCACCAAGCGCUCUGGUACAUGGAUGAAACCGAGGUGAACGUUACCAUCCCGAAGUUCAAAUUUGAUUUCUCAGAGGAACUGAACCAACCAUUGAAGGACAUCGGAAUCCGGGAAAUCUUCUCCCCAAAUGCAUCCCUACCAUUGCUGGCCCGUGGUAAGGGAACCCGAAACGAAGUUCGAGUGUCACGAGUAUUCCAGAAAGCCGGUAUCAACAUCAACGAGCAAGGAAGUGAAGCAUAUGCUGCCACAGAAAUCCAACUGGUGAAUAAAUUCGGCGGAGAUGGAACGCAAGUUUUCACCGCGACCCGGCCAUUCUUGUUCUUCAUUGAGGACGAAGACUUUGGAACGCUGCUUUUCGCCGGUAGAGUUGAAGACCCCACAAAGUGAAACUGAAAUGUCGCCCACAAAAAGGUAAUUAGAGAAGAUUUCGAAAAAUAUCUGCAUGAAUGGCGUUUUAAAUUUUGAGCGGAAAUAAAUUGAAUGAAAAUUUUA